AUGCCCGAAAUAGCUGAAGUCGCGCGGUGUGUGCAUUUCCUCCGCCACCAUCUUGUUGGCAGGACCAUCGCCAAAGCUACGGCCCCUGAAGAUGACAAAGUCUUCGGCAAGGUUGGCACCAGUGGGCCAGCCUUCGAAAAGGCCGUCCAGGGAAGAAAGUAUCCAGGCUGGGUCCACAUCAAGGGUGACAAGACAGCCUACACAAAUUACUACAAGAAGAUGAAACCAGAGGAAGCAGACCUCUGGCCGCCAAAGUACUGGAAAUUCCGCCUCGAGACCGAGGGCACCCCCAAGGUCGAAGUCGCCUUUACCGACCCCCGUCGCUUCGGCCGCGUGCGCCUCGUCGACUGUCCUGGGGACGACAUCCGCAAGCACACGCCCCUCGUGGAGAACGGCCCCGACCCUGUCGUCGACGCCGCCAUCUUCACAGAAGAGUACAUGCGCUCCAAGAUGACGUCGCGGCACGUUCCCAUCAAAGCCCUGCUGCUGGACCAGACGCACAUCAGCGGCAUCGGAAACUGGGUGGCGGACGAGGUGCUGUACCAGGCCAAUGUGCAUCCUGAGCAGUACUGCGACGACUUUAGCGACCGCGAGAUCAAGGCCAUCUACGAGAAGGUGCGGUACGUGUGUCAGACGGCCGUGGACAAGCUCGGUGAUUCGGAUGAGUUCCCCGAAGACUGGCUGUUCAAGUAUCGAUGGGGCAAGGGCGGCAAGGACGCCGUGAGCAAGCUUCCAAAUGGCGAGAAGCUGGCUUUCAUCACGGUCGGCGGGCGCACGAGCUGCUACGCGCCGAGCAGGCAGAAGAAGACGGGUCGCGUGGUGCCUUCGGCCAAGGAAGAGCCGAUAGACGCAAAGCUUACAGCCAAGACGACGACAGCCAAACUCAAGGGCAGGAAGACCGUCCAAGAAGUCGAGUCAAGCGACGAGGAUGAAAAACCUCCAGCGAAGAAGCAGCGCGUGGCAAGAGCGGCUUCCAAGGUCAAGGUCGAAGAUGAUGACGGUGCUACGGAGACAUCACCCCUGAAGAAGCUGAAGAAGACAGCCAAGCCGAGCAAGGCUGCUCUAGCAUCGUCAAAGCCAAGGGUGAAACAAGAGACCACGCGGGUCGAGGCAUCAACGAAUGAAGAUGAUCUGGGACGAAGGAGAUCAGGGCGUAUACGGAAACAAUCUUGA
This is a messenger RNA of Verticillium alfalfae VaMs.102, 1173 nucleotides long. RefSeq names its product formamidopyrimidine-DNA glycosylase. The coding region runs from base 1 to 1173 and encodes 390 amino acids. The transcript is spliced from 3 exons. Gene Ontology annotation, cellular component: nucleus. Gene Ontology annotation, molecular function: DNA-(apurinic or apyrimidinic site) endonuclease activity; zinc ion binding; DNA N-glycosylase activity. NCBI's taxonomy places the organism in Eukaryota, Fungi, Ascomycota, Sordariomycetes, Glomerellales, Plectosphaerellaceae. The record is from RefSeq and is a predicted model, not a curated record. Gene Ontology annotation, biological process: base-excision repair.